AUGGUCGAAGGCGAUCGUAACCAUACUUCCAACUUUGUGGGCAUCAAAAUGGAGACGAUCCACCAAGAUGGACAGUUCUCUCGUGAGAUCGGUGGAGAAGACCGGACCGCCAUCAGUGCUGAUGCUGACACUAAGACCAUCCUCAAUGAACCUCUUGAUGGGAUGCUUGUUCCAGUCUAA
This is a messenger RNA of Perkinsus marinus ATCC 50983, 180 nucleotides long. RefSeq lists its product as hypothetical. Bases 1 to 180 code for a protein of 59 amino acids. The transcript has a single exon. NCBI's taxonomy places the organism in Eukaryota, Perkinsozoa, Perkinsida, Perkinsidae. The record is from RefSeq and is a predicted model, not a curated record.